This is a messenger RNA of Brassica oleracea var. oleracea, 3097 nucleotides long. RefSeq names its product receptor-like protein 12. Gene Ontology annotation, molecular function: protein binding. The record is from RefSeq and is a predicted model, not a curated record. Bases 81 to 2810 code for a protein of 909 amino acids. The transcript has 2 exons. NCBI's taxonomy places the organism in Eukaryota, Viridiplantae, Streptophyta, Magnoliopsida, Brassicales, Brassicaceae.
UAUAAAGAGAUGGGCAUGGAAGCAUGUUACUCAUCACCAAUUUCCCUUUUCAUUUCAAAGUUAAAUAAGCUUAAAGAAGAAUGAAAGGCUUUUGGAACAUAACGAGUACCUUUUCUCUUACUCUUUCUAUACUUUUCCUAUUCGGCUACAGUUAUGAGGACGUGUCUGCGGUUCCAACUAGGCACUUGUGUCGUCCGGAACAAAGGGAUGCACUUCUCCAAUUCAAGACCGAGUUUGAGGUUCUAAACUCUUCCUUUUCUUCUUAUGAUUGUUAUAUCAAUGAAACUAUAGUAAAGCCCCUUCGGAAGACAAAGUCAUGGAUGAAUAACAGCGACUGCUGUAAUUGGGAGGGUGUCAGGUGCGAUGCCAAAUCCGGUGAAGUGAUCGAGCUGAACCUUGGUUGCAGCUACCUACGUGGCAGGUUUCAUUCCAAUAGCAGUCUUCAAAGCCUUCAUUCUCUAAACACUCUAGUCCUUUCAAAUAAUGAUUUCAAUGGUCAAAUCAUGUCUUCAAUUGGAAACCUUUCUCAUCUCACCUCUCUGGACCUUUCGCGAAAUGGUUUCAGCGAGUUCAUUCCUUCUUCGAUAGUAGACCUUUCUCAUCUCACCUUUCUCGAUCUUUCUCAAAAUCAUUUUUCGGGUCAGAUUCCAUCUGCGAUUGGAAAUCUUUCUCAUCUCACCAAUCUUGACCUUUCUUAUAAUCAGAUUUCGGGUCAGAUUCCAUCUUCUAUUGGAAAUCUUUAUAACCUCACUUAUCUUGACCUUUCUGGGAACUAUAUUGUUGGUGAAAUCCCAUCUUCUUUUGGCUAUCUAAACCAAUUGACCACCUUAUAUGUUGGUCUCAAUAGGCUCAAUGGAAGCUUUCCCAUUGCACUACUGAAUUUGACAAAGUUGUCAUCUUUAGAACUCUAUUACAAUCAGUUCACAGGAACAAUUCCUCAUAACAUCACUUCGCUAUCCAAAUUGACGUUUUUUAGUGCAAGUUACAACGCUUUCACUGGGACCCUGCCUUCUUCUCUCUUCACCAUUCCUUCUAUGGAUAGUGUUGAUUUGUUUGAUAACCAACUCAACGGUAAUCUUGAGCUUGGGAAUAUAUCUUCACCACCUAAGCUACGAGUGUUAAACGUUGGCAGAAACAACUUGAGAGGGCCAAUCCCGGCCACGCUAUCCAAAUUUACAAACCUUGUCGACCUUCGCCUUUCCCACUACAAUGCACAAGGUCCGAUUGAUUUUAGUAUCUUCUCGCAUCUCAAGUGGCUGGAAGUUCUUGACCUAUCCUAUUUGAACACGACCACUACCAUUGACUUCAAUGAUAUCUUGUCGUAUUUUAAGAGGCUCUCUGUGUUGGUUCUCUCAGGCAACCAUGUUUCAGCCACAAACAAGAGUCCGGUUUCAGGUCCCCUAUUGCUGUAUUAUUUGGUAUUGUCAGGCUGCGGUAUCACCGAGUUUCCAGAGUUUGUAAAAUCGCAAAAUAUAGAGAGGCUAGACAUUUCCAACAAUAAAAUCAAAGGACAAGUGCCUGGAUGGUUAUGGACGCUACCAAAUUUGUAUUACCUCGAUAUUUCCAACAACACUUUCAGCGGCUUCGAAAACUCAACAGUUUUAGUUUCAAGGCUAUCCUUGCUUGCCUCCAACAACAAUUUUACGGGAAAGAUUCCCUCUUUCAUAUGUUAUUUGCGCUCUGUAUACAGUCUUGAUUUAUCAAACAACAACUUCAGUGGUUUAAUCCCUAGUUGUCUGGGAAAUCUCAAGCCUUCUCUUUUAUAUCUAAACCUUCGUCAAAAUCGUCUUCAAGGACGUCUUCCAGAGAAUAUAUUUGGAAGAUUAAGAACACUUGACGUCGGUCAUAACCAACUGACGGGAAAGCUUCCAAGAACUUUGAUCCGGUUCUCUAGUCUUGAAGUUCUGAACGUGGAAAGCAACUUCUUCAAUGAUACGUUUCCAUUUUGGUUGAGUUUUCUACUAGAGUUAAAAAUUCUUGUGUUACGCUUUAAUGCCUUCCAUGGACCGAUACAUCAAACUUCGUUCCCUGAGUUGCAAAUCAUCGACAUAUCACACAAUCACUUCAAUGGAGCUUUGCCAUCAGACUUCUUUGUGAAGUGGAGUGCUAUGUCAUCACUUGGGACUGUUUAUUAUCAUCAGCAUGAUCAGCUGGAUAAGUACAUGGGAGGUUCCUAUUACCAUGAUUCAAUGGUGUUGAUGAAUAAAGGUAUAGAGAUGGAGUUUGUACGUAUCCUAAAGAUCUACACAGCACUCGACUUUUCAGGAAACAAAUUUGAAGGAGAGAUCCCAAGCUCCAUCGGUCUAUUAAAAGAGCUUCUUGUGCUCAACUUGUCCAAUAAUGCUUUCUCUGGCCACAUCCCUUCAUCUAUGGGAAACCUGACGGCUCUUGAGUCACUGGACGUUUCCCAAAACCAGCUUUCAGGAGAAAUUCCCCAAGAGCUAGGGGAACUCUCAUUCCUUUCGUACAUGAACUUCUCUCAUAACAAGCUUACAGGUCUAGUACCAGGAGGCACUCAGUUUCGAAGGCUGAACUGCACUUCUUUUGAGGAUAAUCCGGGACUUUUUGGCCCUUCUCUUGACGAAAUUUGCAUAGAUAUUCACGCGCUAAAACCGCAUGAAACGUUGGAGUCAGAGGAAGAAGAAGAAGAGGAAGAGGUGUUGAGUUGGAUAGCAGCUGUCAUAGGAGUCAUACCUGGUAUUGCCUUUGGAUGGGUGAUUGGAUACAUACUUGUUUCCUACAAACCAGAGUGGUUCAUGAACCCUUUUGCCCGAAAAAAGCGCAGAAUCACCAGCACCACAACUCAUUAAAGAGCUACCUGAGGAAUCUGGAAGAAGAAAUCCAAAGGAACCACUAUGUCUAUCCGUAUCAAAUAAGAUUUGGGGUAUCGUUUCUAGUUUAGCUUGAUGUUUUCUCAUUAAUCUGUUUUUACUUUUUUAGCAAACUUCUUUGUUUCUCUGGUAUUGUUUUCGGUUUAGCUUGGUGUGUAUUUUCUCGACAUCUCUGUUUUUUUUCACUUUUUUAGCAAACUUCUUUGUUUCUCUGUAAUUGAACAACUAUGUUUCUUACGCUAAAUAUUAAUAAAAAAUUGUGUAUC